Molecule: messenger RNA, 687 nt
Organism: Apis dorsata (giant honeybee)
Lineage: Eukaryota; Metazoa; Arthropoda; Insecta; Hymenoptera; Apidae
Product: zinc finger matrin-type protein 2
Exons: 4
Biological process (GO): mRNA splicing, via spliceosome
Cellular component (GO): U4/U6 x U5 tri-snRNP complex; spliceosomal complex
Molecular function (GO): nucleic acid binding; zinc ion binding
Source: RefSeq, a predicted model, not a curated record
UAGCGACCUGAUGACCAUAGACGCAAAUGGAACAGAGAAGAAUAUGAAAGAAUAGCACUUCAACGUCUGCAGGAUGAAAUUGCAGAAGAAGAAUUGGGAAUUCCAAAGCAACCAGCAGUAAAAAGAGAAUUGCUCAAACAAAGAGAUUACAAAGUUGAUCUUGAAUCUAAAUUAGGAAAAAGUGUUGUUAUUAAUAAAAAUACUCCAUCAUCACAAACUGGAGGGUAUUAUUGUAAUGUUUGUGAUUGUGUUGUCAAGGAUUCAAUUAAUUUCUUAGAUCACAUCAAUGGCACCAAACAUCAACGUAAUUUGGGUAUGUCAAUGAAAAUAGAAAGAUCUACAUUAGAACAAGUUAAAGCUCGCUUUGCAAUGAAUAAAAAGAAAUUGGAAGAAAAAAAAAAAGAUUAUGACUUAGAACAAAGAGUAAAAGAAUUAAAAGAAGAGGAAGAGAAAAUUAAAGAAUAUAGAAAAGAGAAAAGAAAAGACAAGAAAAGAAAAAUUGAAGAAGUCAAUGAAGAUAAUGGAGGACCUUCAGAUGAAAUGGCAGCAAUAAUGGGUUUCUCAGGUUUUGGUUCUAAAAAAAAGUGACAAUGAAAUAUUAUCGGAUCAUUUGAUGAAAUAAUGCCUUCUCAAGAUGUAUCUUAAGAAAAGAUCACAAUUAAUUUCCUUAAAAUAUAUUUCAUUGAA